Colletotrichum godetiae is the source of this 1659-nucleotide messenger RNA. RefSeq names its product TAM domain methyltransferase. Lineage: Eukaryota; Fungi; Ascomycota; Sordariomycetes; Glomerellales; Glomerellaceae. The record is from RefSeq and is a predicted model, not a curated record. Gene Ontology annotation, molecular function: methyltransferase activity. The transcript has 9 exons. Bases 105 to 1211 code for a protein of 368 amino acids.
AAAAUGAUAAAAUGUCGAAACUUGUCGUCGAGCUGAAUUAUAUCAACUGCAUCGCAGUGUUCAUCGCCAUACUAUAGGAUCAUCUCUGCGCAACCGGUCUCACGAUGUGUCCCGGCGGCAAUACCGAGGACCAAGCACCUGCCAGCUUGCCAGCUGCCGAGGCCACUGCUCAGUCAUCCCAGCCGGUGUCUGAGACCCGGCCGGAACCUGAGACCGAACACGGGGUUGUCGUUGUGGCUGAGGAGUUUACAGAUGACGAUUCUUCCGUCCACCAGAGUAUCGCUUCCUCGACAACAAGUUUGAGCAGCUCGAUCCUUGAUUAUAGAAACGAGAAUGGAAGAACGUAUCACAAGUAUAAGGACGGCAAAUACUGGAUUCCAAAUGACGAAAGAGAAAACGACCGCCUUGAUGUUCAACACAACUUGUUCAUACGUACCUUCCGAGGUCGGCUGGGAAACGCUCCCCCAAGCGACCCGGAAGCUAAGGUCGGACGGGUCCUAGACAUUGGGACGGGCAGUGGUAUCUGGGCCAUUGACUUUGGCGAAGAACACCCCGAAGCCGAGAUUCUCGGUGUCGAUCUUUCUGCCGCGCAGCCGGAUUUUGUCCCUCCCAACGUCCGCUUCGAAAUCGACGAUGUUGAAGAACCUUGGAUCUUUACGGAGCGCUUCGAUUACAUCCACAGCCGGAUGAUGACGUGGAGUAUCUCUGACUGGAAAAAGCUCUUUAAGCAGUGUUACGACAACUUGAAUCCUGGGGGUUAUCUAGAGGCAAACGAGGGUAACAUCAUCCCCCUGUCGGACGACGGUACCCUCAAAGACGACUCGGCCCUCAUGCAAAGUGUGCGCCUAUGGGAAUCGGCCGCCAAGAUCUUUGGCCGUCCGUUUGAGGACACGAGACGCCUCAAGGACUUUAUGGAAGAGGUCGGCUUCGAGGACGUUCACAUUCUCAAGUACAAGUGGCCCACGAACACCUGGCCUAAGGACCCUCACUACAAGGACCUUGGCUUGUGGAGUUACGAGCAUGUGUCGCUCGCUUGGGAAGGUUUCCUAAUGGCACCUCUCACGAGAGCACACAACUGGACGAGGGAAAAGGCACUCGUCCACAUCAUGGAGGCUCGGAGGGACUUGUCGGACAAGACUAUCCACGCUUACUUCAACGUUUGGUCCAUUUACGGAAGAAAACCUCUGAAGGCGGAUGACGCAGAAAAUUAAGAAAGAGCGCUACAUUUCUGUUACUAUCAGUCUCUAGAUCCUUCACUGGAGAACAACUCAUUGAUGAGAAAGAGUGGCAUUUCCGUCAUGGGAUCUCCUAGAUAUAGUUAGAUCAGAGCGAGUUGAUUCCUGUCGUUGGUUAGAGCAGUUGGCAGUAGAUAAGUCGGUGCGAACCGUAACUUUUCGACCUCUCGUUAGCAAUGGUGUUCCGCAUCAGAGCCUUUCCUUUCGCUCUGUUCUCUUUAACGCAAAUGGAGCUCAUGUAGAGCCGGCCGACUGAGUAGGCCGCGCUUCGCCAUUGAGCAUAUUGUAAUGCACCACUGCAGCACAUGACCGUCAUAAGUGCGGCCGAAGCCAUCCAUUACUGUCAGAAGGCACCUGGAAAGAUACACGUGGCACUGCUCUUCUAACUCAUAAGAAAGAUUAAUAAUCACCACGAAAGGUCGAG